This is a messenger RNA of Tetrapisispora phaffii CBS 4417, 477 nucleotides long. RefSeq lists its product as uncharacterized. The transcript has a single exon. The record is from RefSeq and is a predicted model, not a curated record. NCBI's taxonomy places the organism in Eukaryota, Fungi, Ascomycota, Saccharomycetes, Saccharomycetales, Saccharomycetaceae. The coding region runs from base 1 to 477 and encodes 158 amino acids.
AUGCUUCUCCAAUCAACAACAAUUGAUGCAAAAGUUAGUUCCCAAAUCAAUGAUUGCCACAUUAAUGUAAACCUACAUCCUAACUAUGAUUAUUUAGCAAAUAGUCACUAUGAGAACAGCCACUAUGACAAAAAUUUCCAUGAUCGUUUACCUAAUACUAAGAAAGGACAAAUAGAUAAACAUAAACUACAGACUGCUUGGCAUCCAAAAAAACCAGCGAAACAAUUCUUUCAACAUCCAGCCAGAACAGGGACUCCGUCACGUUCGGCGACACACCAUCGGAGUCUGCUCCAACCUCUGCCCCCUUGUCCGGCGAGAACAGCAACUCUGUCACUUCACGGUCGGAUACUUUAUCUUCAGACUCAGAAUGUGUUACUUCUAAAAGUAAACCACAGUAUAGUAAGACUAGGUCCCAUACCACAAGCAAAUGCACACGACCAAGCCUCCACAACCAAGGCUAAAACAUUUAUGAAGUGA